UGACCUUCCCUAUAGUUGCCAGCCUUCAACGCUGCAGAGGUAGUCGAAGAACACAACUGACAUGCUGCUUCACAAAACUCAUCAUUUCGUCAAACAAUUUUCCACUUCUAUCAACUGGAGAAGACAAAUCAAACAAACCCAUUUGGUCGAUCAAAUUUCAUCCAUUCUCUUGCAGAGAAGCAACUGGACUUGUCUUCUAGAGACUCUCCAUCUCUCCUCCAAACUCACCCCUUCUAUCUUCCUCCAAAUCCUUAAAAGAACUCAACAAAAUCCACAAGUCUCUCUCGAAUUCUUCGAUUGGACCAAAAAGAAUUUGCACUUCAAUCCUGAUCUCAAAUCCCAAUGCCAUAUCAUCCGGCUAGCUGUUGGUUCAGGUCAGUUGCAAAUUGUAAAACCCAUCUUGGAUUCUUUAAUUAAUUCCCACUCUGCAACAGUGCUUACUCGUUCCAUGAUUGAAGCUUGUAGAGGGAGAGAUUCUCCGUCUGAUGCUUUAAGUUUGGUUCUUGAAUGUUAUUCACGUACGGGUUUAUUAAUGGAUGGUUUAAAAGUUUAUAUAAUGAUGAGAGUUUGUGGGUAUGUGCCUUCAAUAAGAGCAUGUAAUAAAUUGCUUGAUGCUAUUCAUAGAGAAAAUGAGAUAAGAUUGUGUUGGUGUUUAUAUGGUGCUAUAAUCCGAGAUGGAAUUUUGCCAGAUAAGUUUACUUGGUCAGUGAUUGCUCAAAUUCUUUGGAAAAAUGGUAAAUUCAACGUGAUUUUAAGAUUGUUGGAUUUGGGUAUUUAUAAUUCAUUCAUGUAUAAUCUUGUUAUUGAUUUCUAUAGCAAAUGUGGGGAUUUUACUGCUGCACUUGAGAGACUAAAUGAGAUGUAUGAUAAGAGAAAACUGCACCCUGGCUUUAGUUCUUAUAGUUCAAUACUUGAUGGAGCUUGUAAAUGUGAAAAUAUUGAUUUAGCCAAUAGGAUUAUGGAGAUAAUGGUAGAGAAGGAAAUGCUUCCAAAAUGUUUGGUAUCAGGAAAUGAUUCGAUCAUUCAGAAGCUUUGUGAUUUGGGGAAGACAUAUGCAGCUGAGAAAUUUUUCAACAGAGCCUGUGAUGAGAAGAUCUGUUUACAGGAUGAUACAUAUGGGUGUAUGUUAAGGGCCUUGUCGGAAGAAGGAAGAAUAGGAGAAGCAAUUCGUGUUUAUCAAUUAAUUUUGGAGAAGGCCAUUUCUGUUAAAGACAUUAGUUAUCAUGCAUUUGUAAAUGCUCUGUGCAAAGAAGAUCAACCUGAGGAGGUACGAAAAUUGUUAACGGAUCUCAUAAAAAAAGGAUAUAGUCUUUCUGCGACAGAAUUAUCUAAAUUUGUAUCAUUACAAUGUCUUAAAGGAAGAUGGGAGGAAGUAGAGGAAUUGUUGAACGUGAUAUUUGAGAAACAAUUAUUGCUUGAGUCUUUCUGUUGUUGCUUCUUAAUGGAGCAUUACUGCUUGAGUGGGCAGAUUGAUAAAGCAAUUGCAUUGCAUUCUAAGAUUGAAAUUUUGAAUGGUAGUUUGGAUGUAAAAACAUAUAAUGUACUUCUCGAAGGGCUUUUUCAAUAUAGGAGGAUUGAAGAAGCAGUAAGUGUGUUUGAUUACAUGAACAAACUUGAUCUGGUGAGCAGUUCAAGUUUUGGGAUUAUGAUUAGAGGUCUCUGCGGUGUAAAGCAGCUGAGAAAGGCAAUGAAAUUUCAUGAUGAAAUGUUGAAGAUGGGUCACAAACCUGAUGAAGCAACAUAUAGAGGAUUGAUUUCCGGAUUUAUGUAAUAGAGUAUAAUCACCGAAUGUGAAAGAUAAUCAGGCUAAGUCCAGUUUUUGGGAGCACGAAUCUUGUUUGUACUGCAACUUCAACUAUUUGCUGAGGCCAGUUGAGUCUCAGCAACCAUUCUUUUAUGCCGUUUGGCAAUUUCUUUCCCAUUUCGUCUCUUACUGGAUACGGUCUAGAUGAAAUGUAGUUUGCUUCUUCAGUGUUUCUGG
Messenger RNA from Mangifera indica (mango), 1981 nucleotides. Its product is annotated as pentatricopeptide repeat-containing protein At4g21170. Gene Ontology annotation, molecular function: protein binding. The transcript has a single exon. Lineage: Eukaryota; Viridiplantae; Streptophyta; Magnoliopsida; Sapindales; Anacardiaceae. The record is from RefSeq and is a predicted model, not a curated record. The coding region runs from base 62 to 1771 and encodes 569 amino acids.